UUCCAGCCAGUCGUCCUGGUCCUGCUCGGAGAGAGAGAGAGAGAGGCGACGACGGGCAUCAGCAGCGCCGCAUUUCGUGGCAACACAAUGCAUCUGAGGCUGACCGUGCGAGUGGAAGCUUUUUGUAUCACGCUUUCCUGUUUUUGAUUCGCGUUUCUCUUCUGUGUUCUCUUUUUUUUUAUUAUUUAUCUAUUUUUUUUGUUGCAUCUUGUCUUUCUUCCCCCCCACCUCCUCCCCCCCUUUUUUUUCCCACCCAGCAGCCUCUGACGCGCAAGGACACUACAGCAUACAUCCACGGCAGGAACGCUCACACAGAGCAUCCUCUGUACAGGCGCACCAGCCGUCCUCCUUCCUUCCUCUCUACCUUCCUUCCUCCCACUCUCCUCCUCUCCUUUCUCUCUCUUUUUUUUUCUUUCUUGUUUCUGUUGGAACCCAGAGGACAUCGGGAACCCUGCUACUUACCCCCCCUCCACCCACCCACACACCCACUUUUGCCCCGGAGACAUGGAUCUAUGGUUUCAUUCGAUCCGGAUUUGCUGGUGGAGGGUUUUGCUUCUGAUGAGUGUUUUCCAGGACUAUCUGAGCUCCAUGCUGGACUGCCCGCCGACUUGCAGCUGCUCUCAAACAGAGAUCUAUUGCAAUAAGUCCGACAAUGGCAGGUUUUUCCCCUUGCUCGCCCUGCAAGACACUGGGAGCAAUGGGACCAGCGUGGAUAUUGCGGACUUGUUCAAAAACAUCACCUCCAUACACAUAGAGAACUGGACGGGAUUGCAGACUCUGAGAGACGUCGAUAUGGAGCUCUACACCGGACUACAGAGAUUGACCAUCAUGAAUUGUAAUCUGAGGGUGAUCCAGCCUCGAGCGUUUUCUCAGAACCCACACCUACGCUACAUAAACCUGUCGAAGAAUCCGCUAACCACCCUGUCAUGGCAGCUCUUCCAACACCUCCAACUCUCCGAGCUACGUCUGGACGGAGUUGUUUUCGACUGCGGCUGUAGCAUCCGCUGGAUCCAGCUGUGGCAGCAGAGGGGAGAGGCGGGGCUUCAUACGCAGCAGCUGUACUGCAGGAACGGAGCCUCCAAGAUGCGGCUGCACAACAUGUACAUCAACAACUGUGAUUUACCAGAGAUCAGCGUGAGCCACAGCAGCGUGCUGGUGACGGAGGGGGAGAACGUAACGGUGAGCUGCAACGGGUCCGGAUCCCCGCUGCCUGAAGUGGACUGGACUGUCAGUGGCCUGCACUCCAUCAACACCCACCUGUCGAAUGUUUACUGGCCGAACAUCCACUCCAUCAACCUGACUCUGUUUAACAUCAGCCGAGACGACAACAAUUUCCAGCUGACCUGCAUCGCAGAGAACCUGGUGGGGAUGACCAACUCGUCGAUCCAGCUAAAUGUGCAGUUUCCACCAGUAAUCUUGAGACUGGCUGAGCCUGAGCAACGCCUCGACACCUGCAUCGAAUUCACAGUUCGUGGCUACCCGCACCCCAAACUGCGUUGGUUCCACAAACAGAAGGAGAUCCAACAGAAUGACUAUAUACGAACUGAAAUGGACUUCUACCAGGACUACUUGGAGGGUUGCCUGACGUUUCAAAAUCCAACCCACAUCAAUAAUGGCAACUACACUUUGGAGGCGAGCAACCCUUUGGGAACAGUCACCAAGACAGUAUAUGGUCACUUCCUCACGCCACCCGAAUUUGAUGAAAACCCUGAGGGUGAUACAGGCCGACCAGAAGAAGACACAUUCGGGGUUACCAUCGCUGUGGGUCUAGCAGGCUUCGCUUGUGUCCUCCUCCUCGUCCUUUUUGUUCUCAUCAACAAGUACGGCAGACGCUCCAAAUUCGGUAUGAAAGGUCCUGUAGCCGUGAUCAGUGGCGAGGAAGACUCUGCCAGCCCUCUUCAUCACGUCAAUCACGGGAUCAUUACGCCGUGUACGCUGGAUGCAGGUCCUGACGCAGUCGUGAUAGGAAUGACACGCAUACCUGUGGUAGAAAAUCCCCAGUACUUCAGGCACGGACACAACUGCAACAAGCCAACCACUCUUGUACAGCAUAUAAAGCGGAGAGACAUCAUCCUGAAGAGGGAGUUGGGUGAAGGGGCAUUCGGGAAGGUCUUCUUGGCAGAGUGUUACAACCUCAGCCCCACCAAGGACAAGAUGCUGGUGGCCGUCAAGACCCUGAAAGAUCCCAACCUGUCAGCCAGGAAGGACUUCCAGCGGGAAGCUGAGCUGCUGACCAACCUGCAGCAUGACCACAUUGUUAAAUUCUACGGCGUGUGUGUAGAUGGAGACCCGCUCAUCAUGGUGUUUGAAUACAUGAAGCAUGGAGACCUGAACAAAUUCCUAAGAGCCCACGGCCCUGAUGCCAUGAUCCUGGUCGACGGCCAGCCGCUGCAGUCCAACGGAGAGCUGGGCCUUUCCCAGAUGCUGCACAUCGCUACCCAGAUCGCCUCAGGCAUGGUCUACCUGGCCUCCCAGCACUUUGUGCACAGAGAUCUGGCCACUCGCAACUGUCUGGUUGGAAACGGCCUCCUGGUCAAGAUUGGAGACUUCGGCAUGUCCAGGGAUAUCUACAGCAGCGACUACUACAGGGUUGGAGGACACACCAUGCUACCUAUUCGUUGGAUGCCCCCAGAGAGCAUCAUGUACAGGAAGUUUUCCACAGAAAGUGACGUCUGGAGCUUUGGGGUCAUCCUCUGGGAGAUCUUUACCUAUGGGAAGCAGCCUUGGUUUCAGCUGGGUAACAAUGAGGUUAUUGAGUGCAUAACCCAGGGUCGGGUGCUGGAGAGGCCACGGAUUUGUCCUAAGGAGGUGUACGACAUCAUGCUGGGCUGCUGGCAGAGGGAACCGCAGCAGCGACUGAACAUUAAGGACAUUCAAAAGGUCCUGUUCGCCAUGGGAAAAGCCACCCCAGUCUACCUGGACAUCCUGGGCUAGCAGCCGCUCCCCCACCGGGUGGCCCCUUUCCCCAAGAGACGGAAAGAUCGACAGAGACAAAAAGAGACAGAGCGCCCCACACAAAUCCAGGAAUAACCAAACCAACCUGAUCCACUGUCGAAAAACACCUGCUUUGUUUGGGAGGGACUUAAGUGCCUGCAACACUUUUGGAUAUAGUGGAUAAAACAUAAAAAAAUGAAAAAAAACAUGCACUUUUACAUUUUGUUUACUUGCAUAUAAGAUGUACAUGUUUGAAGAAGACUUUUUUUUCCCUCAUAAAAACUGCAAAAAUACACAAACAUGGAGAAAUGGGGACUGGGCUGGCAUAAUGGAAUAAUGGCUACAGCUUGAUACGAUGGAGAGAAUACAAGAGAGUUUAAAAUGUACCCUGGGUUUGGUUUUAUGAAUAUAUAUAGAAAUAUUACAUAUAUUUUAUAUUUAUUUCUUUUUCAAGAUCUGUCAAGGUCUUAAAGGGUCAGCCAUUUUUGUUGCUAAGGGCUUGGCCCUGUCUGAAGUUGCCACCAACAAACUACUGGCAGGGACUUGAGAAGAGGAAGCCUUACACGCUCUCUGAUUGGCUGGCUCUGAGCUUUCAAAGGGAACUGUGGAAUAACACUGGAUGGUUGGAGAAAAGCUGUGCUCUAUAGAGGACCUAUCCAAUCAGAUAACUGACAAAUCUAUUUUAAUUUAAAAAAUAAUGUACAUAUUGUAAAAUUCUAUGUGUCAAAAUUAUGUUAACUUAUUUUUCCGAUGUUACUUUGGUUCCUUUCCUGACUGUGAUCUGGGUGACUAAAGUAUUAAGCUAUGGUCUUUGUUUCCAUCCUAAUUCAAUAUAGAUUUCUCUUGGGAUUUUUCCACGUUGGUGCUGGUUAAGUUGUUGAAAGUGUUGAAGUUGGAUGACAGUGAAUCCAGUUCAAACAUCCCACUGACCACGUAUCACAAACUGUUGGGGUUGUGGGAUGACUCAGAGCCAUGGUUCAACAAACUGGAGGUACUGAAGCCUCACUUUGACUUUCCACUUCAUUUGCUUUUUAUAGCAAGAAUAAUGAGUUUAUAAGCAAUCUGUCAUGCCACUCCCCUGAAACGCAAACACGUGCUUUGUCACUUUCAAACUUUUUGGUGUGAAACUGCUAAAGAAAACAUUUGUGUUGCUCAAAGCAUAUUUCUAAUUUGUUAUUGCUGUAGCUGUGUUGCCUCUUUAAAAGAUUGGUUGGAUGUUUUGUGGAAUAUGACUAUUUGCUUUCUUACCAGGAGCUCCUCAUCAAUGCACCUUUGGAAUAUAUCUGGCUGUAAUCAUGUUACCUUAGCAGAAACGGCAGAAACAGUCAAAUCUUUAUACCACAUUCAGAAUAAUAUUACAAUAUUACAAUAUUAUUUGUAAUAUUACAAUAUUACAAAUAAUUGGAAAGUCCUUUGCACAGUUGGAUUUAGAAUUUCAAACCCAUUUAAAGAUCAAAAGAUUGAAAAGAUCUCUUUGCCUUUUCCAAAAACGCUAUUAUUCACUAAAGUAGUUUUUUAUGAACUUGUGGAAAUUUGAUUUUUCUCAAUGAAGUAUAAUACCUUCCCUCACUUUUUUCACUAAAUUUUAAAAAAGAUCAAGGAUCUACUGAUUUAAUCGAGAUGGUUCUUAAAUGUCAAAGCUUGACAGAAUUGCAGUACAGUGUGACUUUUGCUCAAACACACCCCACGUAUAAAGGACAUAGAUAUUUCUAAUCAGUAUUUUUUGUAUCAUCAUUUAAAAAAAAAAAAAAAGUUUAUUUCACUGCCUGACAGAAACAUGCAUUUGUACAUGCAAUAAAGGCACAUACUUUGACAGUAGGUUCUCCCAAGCUGCAAGUCACCUUUGCAAAUUAAGUUUUUUUAAAUAUCUUUAGUCUGUGAGUGUAGUGACAGGGUCCCAUGAAGACCGAUCAGCAGAAAAGAUAGCAGAGACAAGACAAAACAGUACUGGCUAACCAAAACUACACUAACAUAAUGGUGUGUUCCAUUUCUACUUGAAAUCCUGGAACAACUUCAUUUAAAAAGAGUCUCCCCCUUGGAGGGGGAGCGCAUGGAAACUUGAAAUUUACCCACCAAGCUGACCUUCAAAAUCCACUAUGUCAGAAAUGAAAACUGCUUAGCCGCAGUGACAACCUGUGUUGUUGUUUUGUCUUUCUGAUGAAUUGUCUCACAUUGACUCAGAUGCCAGACACGGUGCUGUAAAACUGUUGCAGGUGAAUGCAUUGCUGCAGUUUUUGAAUGCAUUGAUAUCUUAAGAAAAACAUUGCUAUUGACUAGGCAUUAGUCGCUCUGAUUUUCUCACAGUACAAUUACCUUGAGUGCGUUAUUAUUAUUAAGGUUAAUAUGUUAUCUAUAGUAUUUAUUUGUUAUUUGAUUUAAUUUGAUACAAAGACACAUGGAGAGUGAAAGAACAUCAAUGGAUUUCUCUGUUUGAAAUUAGGGUCUGAAAUCCUAUAAGUUGCUAAUUGCUACUUGCUAAUCAGUUUAUUUUAGCUAGGCAUAUUUUGGAGAACCAAGGAAUUCUACUUAUAAUAGUCAGUGCCAUAUGGUUGUCUUAAAAGAUUUACAUUUUUUGUUUAUUUUUUUCUUACAGAAGGAGAGAUAAUCAAGGAACAUUUAGAAUAAGCACUAGUUAUGAUUAGUUGCUGUUUUCAAUUAAGAUUUUUAAUUUUUUUUGACACUGGUAUAGACUAACACUGGGAGUAUGACCAGCUCAUAAUUUAGCUCUUCUAACCUCUUAGUAUGCGACUGUACUUUCAAAAAAGUACCCAUUGCCCCAUCAACAGUAAUGAUAAUUUUAUUACCAUCUCUUGACUUUCAAAUCAGCAGACUCUUUCUUGUAAACGAGGAAUGUGUAGUAUUGACUGAUAAUGCUGAAACAGGUAAGAGAGGCCAUUUUGGUCAAUCUGGAACAUUAUUUAGCAUCUAAUCAAAAGAACUUUAAAGUGUAACUCACCCCGAUGUAAAGGCAUAACCCUGCCCCCAGACAAAUUUUGAAAAAUGUCACCAAAGUGGGGCAGUUCCAAGAAACGUAGCUUGGAACCGCCGUGUGUAGGAAUGAGCGGUUCAGCGGGGCUCAGGGCUGUGGUCAGAACAAGAGAAAGUAACAUGUUAAAGCAUGGAGGAACAAGUUUGACAUCUGGUGGUUUUGCCACGGAUCAGUCUUUUGUGGUGGAGGAUUUUUCACAUCCCUCGUCACCCGAGGUUGAUGGACGCUUGUGGAGCGCAGCGUAUUUGAGCCUUAUUAGUUCGAGCCGCUGGUUCAAGGCACUCACUCAGGGAUGCCAGAAGACGGUGCUGCCGAGGCAGUGGAGGACAGGAUGGGUCCAUGUGCAAGACUCCAGAACUAAGGCAGCCUACAACACUACACUUUCCCCUCAUCCUAAUAAACAACAGAAGAUGCUUUUAGACAUUAAAGCAGGCUUUCAACAUAUAUAUAGUAAUUUCUCAAAAUAAUGACCAGGACAUGUAGACAUCACGAUAAAAGACAUACAUGUUAACGAUGUAUUAGCAAAAAAAUGUUGAUUAGGGCAUCAGUUACCCUUUAAACUAAAAGGAUGCUUAGGUGAGAACUUUGUUUCUUAGCCGUAACGUUUUAAAACAUUGGUAAACCUUGUUAUCGGUAACCUGCUAAUGCCAAUCAUUUACUGGAACAACUAACAAUGGUCUUCCAACUUGCAACUGGAAUGGUAAGGUUGAGAGAGAUAUCAUUCCCAGACUUCUUAGAAUCUCCUAAAUAAUCCUUGUGUUGGAAAAGGAAUGGAAAAAAUGCUGAUUUUAUAUAAUGUUCAUUGCAAAGAAGCUUUUACUAGCAAACUCUAACCAGCAUCACUUUUGUGAAUUCCUUUUUUCCAUUAUUAAAAGUGUAGAAUGUUAUGUCAUUUCGGUGCUUCUAUGAUUCUUUUGAGACUUAGUUGGUUUUAUGAGUGAUAAGUCUGGUUGAAGGCUGGGUUGUAAGCAAUUAUCCAGUUUUUAGAUUUCCUGCUAAACUAAUCUCUCUCUGCUGCAAUCCACAUUUUGACCAGAUACAUGCAACUGUGCUAUUCCCUUCUUAUUUAAGUCAGCAAGAAAGCAAAUAUGCAUAUUACCUUGGAACUAAAAUUUCAAAUUAUACUGGUGGAUGCCAUUGUGAUCUUGUCAAAACAAAAAAGUACAAAAACUUAAAUCCUUUUUGAUACAGCCAUAUUUUCAUCAGUUUUCUGUGUAUAGGGAUGAAUUUAACACCUGCUAUAGCUGAUAUAGAAACAUCUGCUGUUACCUUGACAAACAAAUCACUAAAGGACAUUAUGGCAGAUCAGCAAAUUGUGAUUAAAGAAAAUUCUGAUAAUUACAGUCUUACCCAGUAACAUAAGAAGUGUUAUUCCUGAAAAAAGGAGCCUGGCAAAUGUCUACAGUAAAAUUUAAAUGAUUUAAUUUUGAAGGUUGAGGUUAUAACGAAACAUGUUAAGUUCAGAAUCUUAAUUCGUUUUUCACAUUCUGGAGAUUUCUACGUGAAUGACGAACCUCAGGCAACCGUUUUAUUUCGCGUCUGAAUAUAAAGCAGUUCUGUGUGGAUUUACACAUCUUUCUUUUUAUCUUGACAUGACUUCUCACAAUAUCACUGUGUUGUCUCUGUUUCCCUUGGGACUAUCUAAAGCAUUCAGUUACUUCAUGUGUUUUUAUAUAACAAGCGGGAUCAAAUCCAUUGAGUUACCCAAAGUAUUGAGUUUUUGUGUAUUCUCUUGUGGUAAAGCUAAACGCUUAAAGACAUUAUGACACAGACCGUGAGCAUUUGCAGGGUAUUGUAAUCCUUUCAUGGUGAGUUAAAUAUUGUUUAAGAAGUUUUUCUUUUUUUUCUUUUUUCUUGGAUGAACUAACUGAACACUUUUUGAAGCAAAGUUGGCUUAUUACCAUGUACACAUGUUACAGAAUAUAAAAUUGUGGUAUAACAACUGCAGUAUAUAAAAUACUGGUAUUCCAUGAUAGAUCUUUGUAUUAAUGUGACUCUCUUAAGAAAAUGUCUUCAAACAAUCAGACGAUCUCCUUUUCCAUUUUGUCCUGUCUUAUAAAGAUAUGUGAAUUUGAAAAAAUCUUGUCUUUCUCUAAAUCUCUGAGAGAGAUGAAUGGCAUGUGUUCUGUGUGUGUUUGUAUUUUUUGCUCUUUCAUACACUGCUGAACUGGUGGAAAAUGUAUUUUUUCUGUGGUCUGUAGGUAUUUUUUUCAGUUACAUAUUUUAUAUUUUUUGGGCUCUUCGCUUCAGCACUUUCGAUUUCAGAUAAAAUCAUGGAUUGUGAAAAAA
Molecule: messenger RNA, 8212 nt
Organism: Fundulus heteroclitus (mummichog)
Lineage: Eukaryota; Metazoa; Chordata; Actinopteri; Cyprinodontiformes; Fundulidae
Gene: ntrk3b
Product: neurotrophic tyrosine kinase, receptor, type 3b
Exons: 16
Coding region: 505-2934 (809 amino acids)
Biological process (GO): cellular response to nerve growth factor stimulus; cell surface receptor protein tyrosine kinase signaling pathway; protein phosphorylation
Cellular component (GO): plasma membrane; signaling receptor complex; axon
Molecular function (GO): neurotrophin binding; neurotrophin receptor activity; transmembrane receptor protein tyrosine kinase activity
Source: RefSeq, a predicted model, not a curated record